Molecule: messenger RNA, 3679 nt
Organism: Gavialis gangeticus (Gharial)
Lineage: Eukaryota; Metazoa; Chordata; Crocodylia; Gavialidae
Gene: TMIE
Product: transmembrane inner ear
Exons: 4
Coding region: 830-1303 (157 amino acids)
Source: RefSeq, a predicted model, not a curated record
UCAGCAGUGGUUUAAGGAUGGUUUCCCUAAAUCAUCAUCAACAUAACUUCCUUCAAUCCCUAUAACUUCCUCCAAUCCUGGAUCCAAUCUACUCAGGGCCUAUUUACCGAGGGAAGUCUACCAGCUGAAUUCUACCGUUUUCGCCAGCCUUGUCUGCAGAGGUUAUAUAUGUUCUCCCAUGCGGUUCAAACAGCUCAAAGCAAGUCCAGUGGGAGACGGAAGGAAGUCACGGCAUGCAGAAACUUGGCCGCAACAUCCCUUGGGAUGAAAGAUGCUUGAGAAAUGCAGGACUUUGCAAAAGUCCUGUCUGCCACAUCAUCGGGCCCCUCCAGUAGGAAGCUAGCUACAGAUGCUGUAUAGCUUGACUUUCAGCCUUCUUGGUUAGGGAAGAAGUGUGUCUAUCGACUGGUCAGGAUAAAACAAAACAGACGAGCUGGAAUCAGUCAUCAGCCGUACAGAAAUAGGGUCAAAUUAAGCAAAUAGCUUUCCUCUCCAGGGAACGGGCGUCUGAGCCGGAGUCGGCACCUUGUUCGUGAUGCUGCCUGUUGGAGCUGUCCGACUGCCCUCCCUCCACCCACCCGCCCAGAUCAUUCUGUAAGUGACACCAGUCUAAUUAAUUAAUGACUCCUCUGUGUCAGCUGUGGCAGCUGAGCGAGAAAGCAAAGCUGCAAAAGGAGAGGAAAAGGACAGCACGUGGCUGCUUCUAACAGAGACUGCUGAGUGCUGCUGACAGCUCACUGGCUAUUAUUCCUCAUCCCUCCUGCUCCAGGCUGCAGAACAGACAGCAACCAAGAGGGAGAGGGAGAGACAAAUACACGGAGGAAAUAAGAUGGCGUGGGACCAGCCUUUCCAGCACCCUCAGUCCUGGCCAAGGUGCUCUGCCCUCCUUCUGACAUGCUCCAGAACUGCCAUCAGCCAGUUGAUCGAGGCCACCACAGAGCCUCCAAAAAAGAAGCCAGAUCCUGUCACUUCAGAGACGGUGGUUUUCUGGGGGAUGCGCCUCUGGCAGGUGGUUGGAGUCUUUGCCAUCUUCGUCCUAUCAGUCAUCAUAACCUUGUGCUGUAUCUUCAAGUGUCGGAUCCCCCGGACCAGGAAGGAGAUUGAGGCGAGGUACAUGCAGAGGAAAGCUGCCAAGACGUAUGCAGAUAAACUGGAUACCGUGCCAGCGCUCGAUGAGCUGACCGAGAUCCCUGGAGGCUCUACUGAAAGCCUCCCGACUCUCUCUGGCCAUAUCCAGUCCAGACCUCUCAGCUCUCUGCCCGUGGUAAAAGAAGAAGAUGAAAUGGCCCUGCAAGGAAAUUAGCAGGACUGUCUGUCUGUCUGUCUGUGGCUUCUCCUUCCCAUGACUUCAUAGGAGACUCUUCACAUCAGGACGUUGAGAUCUCUCUUCUCCUUUCCUUUCUUAUGUUUAACCCUUUUUACUCUCUUCAUAGCAUUUUCCUAAGAUGUUUCUUCUUUACACUGCUCUACAUAUCCAGCCAAGGGUCAAUAUUCUUUACAGGAACUUGGAGCUUCGUUGAAUCAGGAUAUUAUAUUCUGGGACAUGAAGGGAGGCAGGAAAGAGGGUUUUUAUGAAUGUGCAGCAAAAGGCACUAUUUUAGGGUGAAAGAAAACUAGAGGAACAGAGACCCUGAAACAGCAAAACUUCUAAGGUCAGGCCAAACUGCAAACAAACGGGGCCCAGAUCCUCCAAGGUGUAUAGGUACAUAUGUCCUGUCAAAAUCGGUCACCGUUGAAGACCUGGACCAUGAGAUCUGAUGCAAAGUACACUUAAACUGAUGCAAAGGACCAGAGAUUUUGAAGGGUUAGACUGUCAACUAGUAUCAUUUUGAUGUAACCCUAAUGCAUCAAGGGAAACUAUGCCAAACUAUGACAUCUCUUGUCCUGGCCUAAGGGAGUGCCUUGCUAGAGUCAUCAGAGACUCAAAGGACAUCGAGCCAAGUCUUAUUCCUAUUUUUGCCAUUGAGUAAGUAGGCCAAUAAACCUAGAGGUCCAAGGGCCACCUGAACCAUUGGGCUCACAUGGUUAAGGCACAUCAGACUCUGCAGCCAACAACACACAAGAAAAUGAUGAGUCCAGCAUCCUAUCUGGAUGCCUGUGACUCCUAGCCCAAAUAAUCAAGUGCCCAUUUACAGUUGUGUUGACUAGACUCCAAAUCAAGGCACUGAACUGGAUCCAUAGUAAGCCACCUUUACCCAUGUACUCAUUCACCCCAUCCAUCUGUGAGAUACAUCCUGCAAAACCAAUGGAUCCAGGGAGUUUUUUGUCCCAGGGACACUGAAUGGGUAGGAAUGACCAUGGAAACCAUGUUGUCCUUGAAGUAUGAAACUAGGUGCAAACAGAUGGACAAAGGUGGCUUUCCUUGCAUCAGUGUUUACAUUCAAGAUGUUUAAAAUGCAAAGAAGGUCCACCUAUGCAAAGGGAAUAUAAAAUUCUGCCACACUGACGUAGUAGCAUUUUGCAUUCACCUUGCAUACUUAUGAAUUAUUCAUUAUGCAUCAUUUACAUGAUUAUUCACUAUAAUGUAUUUGUAAUGCAUAGUAGCCCCAGUCGUGGACUAGGAACCCAGGCAAGGGGAAAAAAGCAAAUUGUUUUAAUUACCAACUGGUUAAGCACUUCAAAGAUAAAGCCACUGUGUAAGUGCCAAAUGAAUCACAAUGAUGUUACAAUUGUCAGAUAGGAUUAAGUAUUAUUGCCUUUUAAUUUUGCGCCUCUCUGGAGGAUGGUUAUGGAUGGAAGACCUGAGCUGUGAAUGGGGUCUGUGUUUUGAAGACUGUACAUAGAGGGUGCCACUGCUGUUGGAGAAAUAUAAGAGAUGGCUUAGCACUGUGUGUGUAAUGUCGUCUUAUUGAUGUGAGUCAUUCACUUUAGUCUGAUAUGAGUGGUGCAAGCAGGACAUGGCCCUUGUUACGACUGGAGCUGGUGCCAUGUGUCCUGUGAGCUGGAUCAGUUGUCCCCCCUGACUACUUUGUAAACUUCCCAGGAGUGUAUCCUCAUUGCCAAGCUAUGGGCUAUGCUCUGAGCACCAUCCACCUCCCCCAACUCCUGCUGAAGCUUUUGAGAGAGAGGACGAGAAGGAACAGGAUUUUGUAAUUACAGUGUGAAACUGGUGGGAUAGUCAUAGGCUCUACUUCUUGCUCCUGGUGUUACUGCUAUGAUUUAUCCAAGGUCCUAGGAAGGGGUCAUAGCCUGUCUCCUCCCACCAAGGGAUGUGCAUUGGCCACACACCCAUGCUCCUUCUUUCCUGCCCUCUUCUUGUUCCCAUGUACUAGAUAUGCUCAGGAGCUGAGAUGCAUAAUUCUGGGCCCUGGCUUCUACUCUGGGGACCCAGUACCUAUAAGUUAGGUGCUACAUCAUAUUACUUAUAGGCAACUCCAGCUCAAAGGCAAUUGCCCAGAGUUACACAGCAGGUCAGUAGCAGAAGCAGGAAGAGAUCUCAGGUUUCCUGUUUCCAAUUCUCUUCCAGUAAAACCCUUAAGGGGAAACCAAUCAGUGGGCAUUUAUGGAAGGAGGUACCACAGGAUGGGGAAUGGUGUUAGAAUCUGGCCCUAAAUCAAUGAGAAACAAGUAAAAUCAGAGUUAAUGACCCAUGUGAUAAUGGAGAUUGAUAACUAACUGGAAGGUUGGGUGGACCUGCCUUUUCCAUGGAUAAGCACGUGUGUGCAUGCAUGUGUGUGUG